GCGACAGUUACCGCUACGAAACGUCUCCAGCUUAAAUCUCAACGAAAUCGGUUUUGGCCAACGGUCUUCGAGCGAUAUUCCGGCGAGGCGGAGAAUGGGUUUCAAGCACGCUAUGUUGCAGCGAAGUUACGAGCUGUCGCCCUCACCGGCACGCACUUCACCCACCAACGCCUCCACCAGCACCACCCACGAUGGGGUCCCACCACCCCAGGCAGCCCAGCCGCCGGUCCAAGUUACGGACUUCAGUAUCAGUAGGAUUUUGGGCAAAGAGCGUAAGCCAGCUCAGGAUACCAGUGCGAAUAUUUUGGAUCUGUCGAAGAGUAGCAGCACCAGUAACAGUAGCAUUAUUCCGCCCCAGGUGGGCGUGCCUCAAACCCUAUCCUUGCCCACAUCGCCCUAUGGCGGCUAUUCCAUGCUACCACCGGAUCUGGUGGCCAUGGCAAACGCCACAAAGUUUUAUGACCAGUUCUUUCCACACCUGCUGCCUGCUUAUGCGGCAGCGGCUGCGGCGGCAGGACUCAGUACUCCACCCACUUCUCCCUACCAGCAAGGACACCCUGUUCAACCGGUGCAACCACUUCCACCACCCCAGCAGAAACGAUACUUUGCCCCCUAUGUGAUCAAUAACCAAGGAUCUCAGCAGCCACAACAUCCGCUCCUGCGGCCCAAGGCCACCGCCUGCACUCGCCCAGACUGCCGGGAGUGCCUAGACUACUAUCAAAGGCUGCAAGCUGGCUACAAGUCUACCACGCCCCUGAUAUCACCCGCCGCCUCGUCCGUCAGUAGCUCCAGCAGCUCCAUGCGACCCGUGAGGGAUCUGAUUAUGAGCGCCGCCGGAGGAUCCACCACCAGCACCAACAUCUCGCUGACCACUGUCACCAAUCUGAGCCUCAGCUCGAGCCAGAACACAACCGUCGGAUUGAUGCCAAAAAUACCAGGAAUAGCCGUCGGAAGUGGCGGCGCAGCUAUUCCUACCGCCAGUAUCUAUAGUCCCACUUCCGCCGAGGAAAUCAGCUACAAGUGCCGGAUAUGCGAGAAGGUCUUUGGAUGCUCCGAAACUUUACAGGCUCAUGAAAAGACACACAAAUCCCCCCGCUACGAGUGCUCGGACUGCGGAAAGGGCUUCUCUCAGUUGAGGAACUACAAGUACCACCUCUCGGUGCAUCGUGGCACCAAGGAGUUUGCGGCAGAGUGCCCCGAAUGCGGAAAGACCUUCAACGACAAGGGGUACCUCAGUAGCCACAUGAAGAUCCAUCGGAAUCGCAAGGAGUACGAGUGCCCCUACUGUCCCAAGUCUUUCAACCAAAGGGUGGCCUUCAACAUGCACGUAAGGAUCCACACGGGAGUGAAGCCGCACAAAUGCGCCGAAUGCGGCAAGAGGUUCUCCCGGAAAAUGCUCCUGAAACAGCACAUGCGUACCCACAGCGGUGAGAAGCCCUACCAGUGCUCCGUGUGCGGCAAAUCCUUUGCAGACCGGAGCAACAUGACCCUGCACCACCGGCUGCACUCCGGCAUUAAGCCCUUCAGCUGUCCCCUGUGCCCGAAGGCCUUCACCAAGAAGCAUCAUCUGAAGACGCACCUGAACUACCACACGGGCUGCAAGCCAUACAUCUGCCCGCAUCCCAAUUGCAAUCAGGCCUUCACCCAAUCCAGUAACAUGCGGACCCAUGCCAAAAAGUGCCAGUACCGCCCGCUGGACGGAGCCACCGCAGCGCCCCUGCCAGUAACUGCGCAGGUGCAACUGCAGGUGCCAAGCUCACUGGCAUUGGCCAUGGCGGCGACUCCAACAUUCGUGAUGCCUCCGCCACCUGGACCACCCCUGGCACCUCCGCCGGCCCAGCAAACCCUGCUCAGCAAUCUGCGUACUUUCUGAGGACCAAGAUAUGCAAAGGGGUAGGGUCAGGAUUAAAUAGU
Drosophila bipectinata is the source of this 1914-nucleotide messenger RNA. RefSeq lists its product as uncharacterized. NCBI's taxonomy places the organism in Eukaryota, Metazoa, Arthropoda, Insecta, Diptera, Drosophilidae. Gene Ontology annotation, molecular function: DNA-binding transcription factor activity, RNA polymerase II-specific. The record is from RefSeq and is a predicted model, not a curated record. Gene Ontology annotation, cellular component: nucleus. Gene Ontology annotation, biological process: regulation of transcription by RNA polymerase II.